Messenger RNA from Penicillium cinerascens, 1413 nucleotides. RefSeq names its product putative nuclear envelope protein Brr6. Gene Ontology annotation, cellular component: nuclear envelope; nuclear membrane. Gene Ontology annotation, biological process: nuclear envelope organization; lipid homeostasis. NCBI's taxonomy places the organism in Eukaryota, Fungi, Ascomycota, Eurotiomycetes, Eurotiales, Aspergillaceae. Bases 1 to 1413 code for a protein of 470 amino acids. The transcript is spliced from 2 exons. The record is from RefSeq and is a predicted model, not a curated record.
AUGGAGAGCCCCAUGGAAUACCAAUGGACCACGGGUCCUAAGAUGGACCCUGCGUCACCAUUCAGCCAUCUUCAGCAGGAGAGCAAGAAGCGUACGUCCAGUCAAAGUGCCCCGACCAAGAAGUCCUGGGAUUACCUCCGCCGAAAGCACUCUAACGCAACCGUCAAACCAGGAACACAUAGCGCCUUCGGUUCACCAGAGAAGAAAACAGUCCCUCACCUCCGCGCCCCGAAUUCGCAGCCCUUCUAUUUCUCCCAGCAACAACAGCCCGCAUCCCCCGCUCCCACCUCCGUCUUCGGCCAGCCCGCUUUCACAACACCGCGCAAAUUCGAUGUCGAUUUCUCAUCAGGGGCGGAAAAUAUGUCAUCUCCAGAAAACGCGGACAAUGAGGAUACACCGGAGCAGGCCAAGUCGGGGAAGCGCAACUCAUUAUUCCAGAUGUACGGACGCUUCGCUCCCGGGCGAGGAGAGAUCCCGCGUGCGAAGCACUACUCGAAUGCUCUCGCUCGGAGGGUUGAAAAGCGGCGCCGAAGGGAUAAACAGCUUGGCAGGCAGAUCCAAGCCGACAGCGACGACGAGAGUGACCGGCCGAGCAGCAGCGAGGGACGGAUAGAGAAAUCCAAGAAACGAGGGAAGGGAUCCGACUCAGAACAGCCUCAAUCUCGAAUGUCGAAGUUCUCCGAGUUCUUCGCCCUGUUGGAGAGACACCCCAACGUCCCUAGCAUCCUCUCGUGGUGGGCCCAGCUCUUGGUUAACCUGUCGCUCUUCUCGCUCACCGUGUACGUCGUCUUCUCAAUUGUGUCAACGAUACGUGCGGAGUUCGACCAAGCUGCGCAAGUGGCCAAGGACGAAAUCCUAGAAACAAUGUCUAGAUGCGCCGACAAUUACGUAUCGAACAAGUGUGCCAGUGGUGACCGACUCCCCGCGCUGAAGGACCUGUGCAUGAACUGGGACCAGUGCAUGUCCCAAGAUCCAGACAAGGUGGGACGCGCCAAGGUGUCGGCGCAGACCAUGGCCAUGAUCAUCAACAGCUUCAUUGAUCCGAUCAGCUGGAAAGCAUUCAUGUUCUUCCUCGCAAGUAUCGCAACCGUGACAGUUGUCAGCAACUGGUCCUUCCGCUCCUUCAGAAACCGCCUCAACCAGCAACACUGGUCUCCAUCUCCCAAUUACAACCAUCCUCCCCACGGCCAACAACCCCAAAUGCACAUGCCCCCACCACUCCACCAAAACCCGAGCUUCGGCUACUACAACCCCCAGCAAGAAUCACAACCCGCUAACGGCUACGCCGAGAAAGAACCGCAAUUAAUGCUCGAAAGCGCGCGGUCAAUGGACUUUGUCACAGAACGAACGCGCGAGCGCGAGAGCCAGCUCCGAACGCCGAGUCCAGCCAAGCGCGGCCGUCGCUUUGCGUAG